AUUUGAGAAUUCCUCUAUGGGCUACUAUUUCAACCAUGAAGAAAAAGGAUUCAAAAAUCAUAUUUUCAAGCUAAAAUUCUGAGAAUGAAAGAUUAAAAAAACUGUUUGAUCUUUCAGACUUAUAACUGCAAUUUUGAACUAUACAGAUUUAUUUGCUUUUGAGACUUGCAAUAUCCUAAUCAUGCCACAUCCUUGCGUCGUCUGUGGUCGUUCACGCCUGAACCCCAACAAUCGUGAGGAGGAAUACAUGUUUUUCGGCUUUCCAGUGAAUGAUGAAACUCGUUGCUGUCGUUGGCUAGAGUUUUGUGGUCGUGAGGAUCUAUACAAACUCUCAAAAAAGCAGCUUCUUCAGCGUAUGAUUUGCUCCAAGCAUUUCCAGCCGCAAGAUUUUCUUAAUGAAUAUAUGGACCGUUUAAAUUUGACGGCAGUUCCAUCGAUUUAUGAUCCUAAACAGAGUUUGUAUAAUAUAACAUGUAUUCUUUGUGGAAAAACACGAAAAGAUCCACCUGCAGAGGAUUACGACGGAACAACCUUUCACCAUUUUCCUGGAGAAGAAUUCCGCUGCCUCCAAUGGUUGGACUUUGUUGGUGUGGACUCUUAUUACAGAUUAACAAGAAAGGAAAUCCUUUACUGCUAUAUCUGUUCCAAACAUUUUGAUCGUUCGCAAUUUAUGCCAGGAUUUAAGGGAAGAUUAAUAGAAAAUGCAAUUCCCAAAGUUCGUAAUCCAGAUAACAGAAAAGAAUCUGUAAUUGAGUUACAAAACCAAACAGAAUCUAUUACUGAGUUACAGGCUGAACCAAAACUUUUCAGUCCUUCAGGUAAGUGCAAAAAAGAUCCACUGCCUAUUACGGUAUUGGAAAGCCAAGCUUGUGCAGCUUGUGGUCGGUCAAGAUCCGAUCCAAGAAACAAAAUUGAACGUUACAAGUUUCAUCCAUUCCCGGCAUACGAAAUAGGUCGAUGUUUACGCUGGUGUCAAUUCUUGGGCAGGGAAGAUAUACUCAAAAUGUCUCCCAAUCAAAUACGCAAACUUGUACUUUGUUCAAAACAUUUUCAGACCGGCCAAAGUUUUCACAAAAUUGGCCCAUGUGAUGCAGUACCUACAAUUAAAGAUAUUUCUGAAUCUGAAAAUAUUAUAGAGCAAAAUGAAGAUGAUCAGGACCUUGGAGAAGAUAGCAAAGAUCCUUCCAAGGCGCUUAAGCGUGAGAGACCAUUAGUGUCUAGCAAAAAACCCAAGAUCGAUAAUAAACCUGCGCCAUUGGCAAAAAAACGAGGAAAAUCCCGAAGACCGACUUCCAUUAAUAUUCCUAGGCCUGUUCCCAAUUAUUUGGACAAUCAAAUAAUUAAAAAACUACCUCUUCCAUCUGCAACUAAUUGGAAGAUUCAGUUGGGAGAUCAAUUGCAGCCGAUUACAAUUAAUAAUAUUUCUUCAAAUGUUGCAAAUAAUCAGGCAAACAUUAAGAAAAUUAUAGUACCAUUUACGGGCGAUAUAUCAACUCUUGGUGCUCCAAUACCAGUUCACAGUUUAUCAAGUAUUCCUCCGGGAUUAUUGAUCAAAAUAGACUUGCCAGAACAAGAACAACAGCGUCAAGAACAACAGCGACUACAACAGCAAUCACAACAGCAACUACAAAAGCGAUCACGACAACAGCGAUCACAGCAACAGCGACCACAACAGCGACCACAACAGCGACCACAACGAUUGCAACAACAGCAAAAAUUAUCAAAGGUGAAGAAGCAAAAUAAGACAAAAAACGUAACAAAUAGUUCGAAUAAACAAAUUUGGGAAAAUAAUAACGGCCAAACUUCCGUUAUAUUGGGAAAUGAGAAACAAAAUAUAGAUAAAAAUUUAGUAGAAUUUCUAAAAGUGUCUUCAGAACCUGUAGAUGAGACUUUAAAUUCUAAUGAAAUAGAAAUGCAGGAAGAAGUGAUUCCUUCGAAGUUAUUGAAUGUUGAAAGUGAAGUACAGAUAAAGGAAGAACACUAUUUCGAAGAAGAGAAAAAAAAACUGAUGAAGAAGAAAAUUUCAAGUAAGAAAGAAAAACGACAGAAGAAAAUUUCGAAAACCAUGAAAAGAACCAUGUUUCCUAUCAACAGCGAGAUUAAAUAUUUCUUCAAAAAAAUGACGCCACUGAUGCAUCGGUUACCAACACAGGCUAGAGCGAUGAUGAAAUUAUCGAUUGUUAACAUGGUAAUUGAUCAACUCUGAAAUUA
This is a messenger RNA of Trachymyrmex cornetzi, 2211 nucleotides long. Its product is annotated as probable serine/threonine-protein kinase samkC. The transcript has 2 exons. The coding region runs from base 182 to 2206 and encodes 674 amino acids. The record is from RefSeq and is a predicted model, not a curated record. Lineage: Eukaryota; Metazoa; Arthropoda; Insecta; Hymenoptera; Formicidae.